Messenger RNA from Nyctereutes procyonoides (raccoon dog), 6255 nucleotides. It is a transcript of the gene MEGF9, whose product is annotated as multiple EGF like domains 9. Gene Ontology annotation, biological process: axon guidance. The transcript is spliced from 10 exons. Gene Ontology annotation, molecular function: extracellular matrix structural constituent. Gene Ontology annotation, cellular component: basement membrane. Bases 1 to 2385 code for a protein of 794 amino acids. The record is from RefSeq and is a predicted model, not a curated record. Lineage: Eukaryota; Metazoa; Chordata; Mammalia; Carnivora; Canidae.
AUGUACACGGAGCGGCCAGCACCGCCGCCCGCGCUGAAGCGGGAGCAGGACGUGGAUCUGCACCUGCUCCAUCCGCGCGCACCGCCUCUCGUCCCGGGCUCCUCCGAGCACGGCGGGAGCCGACCCCACACCGCGCGGCCCGCGCCCCCGCGCCCCCCGCGCCCCCCGCGCCCUCCGGCCGCCGGACAGAUGCCCGAGGCCGCGCACGACGAGCCCCGCCCGGCAGGUCCCCCCCGCCGAGCUGCGCCCCCCGCGCCCCCGGGCAGCCGCUGCGCUCGCUCGGGCCGCCGGAGCCCCGGGGCGCCCUCGGGGACCGGGGCGGGUCCCCCGCAGCAGCUACAAAGCCGCGGCCGCCCGAGCCGGGGCCGCAGACGCGCCCGCGCCGCCCCCCGCCCGGCCGGCCCCGCCCCCCGCCGCACGCCCGCCCAUUGGCCCGCGGGGCCGCCCGGGGGCGGGGCCCGGGCGGGUCACGUGGGCCGGCGCGGGCGCCCAUUGGCCGGCGCGGCCGCCCGUCGCGGAGGGCGGGCCGUGCGCGCGGGGCCGGGCGCUGCCUGCGCGCUGGGGCCGCCCGCGGGGCCGGCCGCCUGUCAGAGGGAGGAGGCGAUGCGCGCGGCGGCGGCGGCGACGCACGGCGGAGCCCCGCGCGCCAUGAGGAGCCUGCCGAGCCUGCGCGCCGUCGCCCUGCUCUGCUGCUGCGCCGCCGCCGCCGCCGCCGUGUCGGCGGGGACCGUCCCGGGCGGCGGGGCCGCGGGGCAGGUGGACGCGGCGCGGGGCGCGGGGCCGGGGAGCCCGCUCGGCCGCCCCGCCUCCCCGCCGCCCCCGCCCCCCUCGCCGCACGCCCCGCGCGCCGCCGCGGCCCCCGCGACCCCGACCCCGGCCCCGGCCCCGGCCCCGGCUGCGACCUCGGCCGCGACCUCGGCCCCGGCCGCGACCCCGGCUCCAGCCCCGGCUCCGACCCCGACCUCGGCCGCGACCCCGGCUCCAGCCCCGGCUCCGACCCCGACCUCGGCCGCGACCCCGGCUGCGACCCCGACCCCGGCCGCGACCCCGACUCCAGCCCCGGCCGCGACCCCGACCUCGGCCGCGACCCCGACCCCGACCCCGACGGGCCCGCCGCCCACCGACCUCCCGCCCGCUGCACCUGCCGCACCUGCCGCACCUGCCGCCGCGCCCCCAGAAUAUGCAUGUAACUGCUCUGUGGUGGGAAGCCUGGAUGUGAAUCGCUGCAACCAGACCACAGGGCAAUGUGAGUGUCAGCCGCAUUAUCAAGGGCUUCGCUGUGACAGCUGCAGGGAGGGCUUUUACCUGAAUCUCACUUCUGGGCUCUGUCUGCCAUGUGACUGUAAUCCAUACGGAGCCCUCAGCACGAUCUGCAGCAGUUCUGGGAAAUGCCAGUGCAAAGCGGGUGUCACCGGCUCUCCAUGUGAUCGAUGCCAAGAUGGAUAUUAUGGCUUUAGUGAGAGCGGCUGCUUGCCCUGCCAGUGUAAUAAUCGGUCUGCCAGUUGUGAUGUCCUCACAGGUGCUUGUUUAAACUGCCAGGAGAAUAGCAAAGGGGAUCACUGUGAAGACUGCAAAGAGGGAUUUUAUCAGAGUCCUGACGCCACGAAAGAAUGCCUUCGCUGUCCUUGUUCAGCAGUGACGUCUACAGGCAGCUGUGUCAUAGAAUCAGAUGAAUUGGAACCUAGAUGUGUCCAGUGUAAAGAAGGCUACACAGGCCAGAACUGCAACAAGUGUGAAAACGGCUAUUACAAUUCUGACAGCAUCUGUACCAAGUGCCAAUGUCAUGGCCACGUGGACCCAAUUACAACUCCAAAGAUCUGCAAGCCUGAGAGUGGUGAAUGCAUCAACUGCCUCCAUAACACCACUGGGUUUUGGUGUGAGAACUGCCUAGAAGGCUAUGUGGGAGACCUCGAGGGAAAUUGCAUCAAGAAAGAAGUUAUUGUUCCAACACCUGAAGGUUCUACCAUUUUGGUUUCCAAUGCCUCUUUGACCACAUCAGUGCCCACCCCUGUUAUAAAUAGCACAUUUACCCCCACAACCCUGCAGACUAUCUUUUCAGUAAGCUCUGCUGAAAACAGCACGUCAGCUUUAGCUGAUGUUUCAUGGACCCAGUUUAACAUCAUCAUUUUGACAGUCAUCAUCAUUGUGGUGGUGCUGCUGAUGGGUUUUGUGGGGGCUGUCUAUAUGUACCGGGAGUACCAGAACCGGAAGCUCAAUGCCCCCUUUUGGACCAUCGAGCUGAAAGAAGACAAUAUCAGUUUCAGCAGCUACCAUGACAGCAUUCCCAAUGCAGAUGUGUCAGGACUCUUGGAAGAUGACGGUAAUGAAGUGGCUCCCAAUGGGCAGCUGACCCUGACGACACCCAUUCACAACUACAAGGCCUGAGGAGCGAGAACCGUCGUCCUGGGUCGUUAGACCACGGUGCUCAGUAAGACUGCAUCGGCUCCUGGGCCGGACAAGGCCUGGGUAGCGCUUGCUGAGAACGCCAGGGCGUGGAGCGCACCUGAGAUGUUCGGGUACAAAGCUGUAAUGCACUUAGCCCUAUUGCUCUUAGUUUCCCCGUGAAGAUCUGAAGCGGUCACUGUCAAUAAGGACUUGUAGUAAAGUAUAUUUUUGUACCAGACUACAGGGGAGUAUAGGAAGGCUGAAUCCCACAGUGCAGCCCACACCUCCUUUGACCUCCUAACAGACUCCUGGGGAAGUGUUCACCAGACCAGCGGAGGCUUGGUGGAAGCGGAGGGAGGAGGACUGCUGGGAGACUUCAUCUCCAUUCCUGAAACACCUCUUUUAAAAGGAGAGUCAGGGAUGAUGUUCCUUCUACUGCGCUAAAAGACAUCGCCGAAGAAAGCUUAAUGUCGGGGCUGUAUCACAAUAAACAAUCUCGAUUGUUUCUAAAAUAGGGGCAGGAAAGUCUCAAGAGGGUCUUUAGAAAGGUGUGAUUUUUUUCCUUCCUAAGUCUCGCUCAAUGAUAGGCUCAAGCACAGGAUAAGCUAAUGGUGGAAAGAAGAAGGCAACAUCGGGGAGCGGGAAGCUGACGGUCCUCCUUAGGGUCUCAGUGUAAAUGGUAAAUUGCCUAAAAAUAAGGACUCUUCCUGCCUCUAGAAAAAUACGGUGUAUAUAGUUAAUGUAGCAUAUCUGGUCGACAUUGUAUUUGUAUCUAUUUGUAAAAAAAAAAUCAUGUCAUAUUUUAUCAUCUAGAAUUUAUUUGUACAGCAGUUAAUGGUGUUGUAAAAAGAAAAUAUGGGGAUUGGUUAAAAUAACAUAGAUGGCAAUAUUGCUAGAGCUGGGACUCUGGUGACCAUCAAUCAUUUUUAGUCCCUCUUUGGACACUGUUGAAAUUUCUAAGAGGUCGAAUGUUUCUAACCUUUCUCUCCCUUUCUCAGUCUCAAGGUAGAGCUGUGUGUUCUUGGUCUGACUACAGAUUCAAGCAAUAGAUUUUUAAGUCAUUGAUGGUUCAGCUGGGACACGGGCCACACUCUCCAAAAUACUCCCCCGAUGAGACAUUAGCCGCUCUACAUAUUUUACAUAGAUCACUGCAGGUCAUGUUCCCCCCCCCACCACACCACACGUCUUUAAAUACAAAAGAUAGUCUUCCAAAGGAAUCAGAAAUAUUUUAGUUGCAAAAGAAAAGCCAUCAUGUGACUUGGGAUCCCGUUUUCAUGCCUGGGAAAUAUUUCUAUUCCUCCUCCACCCACCUCGAAAAAAUACCUUCUGCAUUUGAGCACGGCUUCUCACCCAUCCUCCAGGCGUGUGUCCCAUCUUCCUGCGGAGCUGCGGUUCCGCUCUCUCCUGCUUGGGGAGUAGCUCUGGACUUGGGGGGGUUCGGUCAGUCCUUGCUUUCAGACACGGGUCUCCCCUAGAGGCCACCUACUCUUGCUCUCAUCUGUUUUGAUACUGACGGAUGGUGGGUUCAGCAAGCCGGGAAAAGCAGCCAGAAGUCAAAUAUAGAUAUUUAUAGGAGGAACGGCACACUGUCAAGUGGCUAGGAAAAAAGGGGGGGGGGUUAUUAGAUUAGCCCUAAGAAAUCCAAGUUGACCGCCUUCCCCAGAGAAAAACCUGGAAUUGGGUCGUCCCUCUGCAGGAGAGCCCUAAGUUUUCUGAGGUUUUAGGGAUGAUGUUCUGGGGGAUGGACAGAUGGAUCCUCUGCUUCCAGCACCUGAGGUGCCCCGAUGUCUGGCCAUUGCUCACGAGAGGACAGGUCACGGUACGUUACAUCAUAAUAAAAUCAGUGAGUACCUCCGUGGCCCUUUGCAGUUGGCAAGCACCUUUCCCUCCCGGUAGUCCCCUGAGGAGGCAGCCAUUGUCACCGUUUUACAGAUGAGGCUAAAUGUGUUGUUCGAGGCUCUCCAGCACGUCCUCGGGGGGCUUGGAAUGGGCCUCCUCACUCUGAAGCACGCGCUCUUCCAACCGUGUGCUGGUCAGAAGCUGCCUAGAGCCGCACGCCAAGACCGUGGGAGGAGAGUCCUGCGGGGAACGCUUCUCCCUUCUGGAAGUACGAGGCAGGUCCAGGGCCCCACGGCCGCAGGGGACCCUGCGGGAAGGACGCGGAGGACUAUCUGAAGCUGCUAUCGAGGAUGUAGGAAACUACCAGUUUGUGCUUCGUUAAAGUGAACUACUCCUCCCGAGCAGGGAGGGAAAGUCUGCGUCCCCAGCAGCUGCCCCCUACGCACGCUCAGCCCGAGCACUGCACAACCCCAAGGAGGUGUGCGAACGGAACGCCUGCCUCUCUCCUAGACUGCCCCCCCUCAGCCUGGGGGGUGGACGCGGGGAGACGUACAGGUUGACCCAGUAGAGACAGCAGGAGGGUUUGCUGGGGUCUAGGAGCCGAAGCCAAAUAGUCCAGACUCCGGCCAUAUGGACAUUUCUUCAAACAGGCCUCACGUGGUAUUGCAGACGCUGAAUCACAAGGAGCAUUGAUUCUUCCCAGUGGAAAAAAAAAAUAAUGUCUUAAAAUGUGUUUUAAACCAUAUUCUUUAGUGUCCCUUGCUUUUUGCUGGUGGAAAUAAUUUUGUUCUAAAAUUUAACUCAAUCACGAAGUGAUCUGCCAGCAAAAUCGGAGUAGGAAACUAGCAGGGAAUGCAUUACCCGAUACUGAUUCCUGUAAAGGUAGGACCCGUCAGUCCCUUAGGUAGAUCCUAUUGGAAGAAUUUUUGAAUAAGGAUUAGAAAUGUGUUUGUUUUCAGGCAAGGCGAGCGUGAAUCCUGCUGAUCAGUGACGGAUGCCGCUACUAAGUGAUAACUGUGCCGUCCGCCCUUCGCGUAAGCCCCGAUGCAUUUCGGCGGAUGCCCCAGGUGGUGUUAGCUCUGUGCUCCCCCAUUCCCCUGCCCCCGCACCAUCAGCUCCCAGAUGUCUCUUAAUGGGCUCUCGGGUUACAGAGAUGGUGAUGGACUAAGCUCACUUACCCCGAGGGCCCGCGGGUUUGCUGCGUCCCCUCUCGGGGCACCUGCAUCUUAGGAGCGGGCAGAGCAGGUGUGAUGGAGGAGAGGGUUUGUACAGGGGUCACAUCAUAUGGCUGCUCUUUAGCCCACCUGGCCCCGAGAGCUGGUCGUUAGAGCCUUGUCCCCGCGUUCGUCGUGGCCCGCGAGUGCCCUCCGGACGCUGAGCCCUCGCCGCGCCGUCCUGGUGGCCGCGAGCCCAGGAGGGGCGGGCUCCUAGGGCUUUCGCGAGGCCCUGCCCUCUGGGAUGCCAGGCCGCUUGCACGCACACCCCCUGCUUCUCACCCCCGACGCACGCGGGUGGGGGUUGAGCCCACGCCUCCAGGAAAGCUCUGCGACAAAACGUUCAGAGGAGUAAGAAGCGGCCCGCGUAACCCCUUAGGACACGGGAAGCACUUCUGGCCGCGUCCACGGGGGACUCCUCACGGGCCGCUCUGGCCUCGGGCGGCCUGCGGUGGGCACGGACGGGAGCCCCGUGCUGGGGGUGGCCGAGGUCGGCGCCAAGGGGAGGCAGGAGGGACACGCGGCCCAUCGGUGACGGCGGGUGCACCGGGGUCGUGGGUCCUCAACAGGGCAGAAGCCACGUGGGCACAAGCGCCCGUGGUUACACGUCGGCCCCAGCCGUCGGGGGAGUUUCCGAAACUACGCUCGUCUGUAGGCCACUAAAAUUCUAACACAAAUUUUAAAAACGUGUCUCCUGCAAAUGCUGUACUAGGCUUCAUGAUGCAUUUCUAAAUUUGUGUAUGAUUUGAAUAUAUGAAAAGAAUUUAUACAAGAGUGUUAUUUAAAAUUAUUAAAAAAUAAAUGUAUAUAAUUUGUA